UUUAAAACGUGGAUCAUCACUGGGAGCUAACAACAACUUUGGUUUGGUUCUUUUGGUGAAGCAUUAAUGGGGGAUAUGCAAGUUGGUGUUGUUGCCAAUAUUGACCAUAAUAAGGGGUUUUAUGGCUUGAUGGAAGAUAAACCGGUGAACCCUAGCCUGCAAGUUUCAGUUUCAUUUGGAAGGUUUGAGAAUGAUUCACUUUCAUGGGAGAAGUUCUCUGCAUUCUCUCCAAACAAGUACUUGGAGGAAGUUGGAAAGUUUGCUACUCCAGGUUCUGUUGCUCAGAAGAAGGCCUAUUUCGAAGCUCAUUACAAGAAGGUCGCUGAUAGGAAAGCUGAGAUCAUGGAUCAUCAGGAUAAACAAAUGGACAAGAACUCGUCCUUUAGAUCAGUCGUUAGAGAUCAGGGAAGUGUGGACGGCGAAAGGUCAGUGACAGAGUAUGUGGUUGAAGAAGGAUGUAAUGGGCAAGAAGAUAAGCAUGUCAUUGAUAUUGCUACUGAAGUGAAAGAAGAAGUCAAGAACGGUCUGGAUAGUCAAAGAUUGGAGAACUUGGAAGAGAUUGGUCUUGUGGAAGAGAAACAAGAAGAGGUUUUACAAGUGGAAGCUGAAGUGGGAGAAGAGAUUCAAUCAAAUGAUACAAAUGACUAUACAAAUGAAAUCCCAAUGAAGGAGAUGGAGAAAGAGACAACCCUAAAACUAACCAAGAAGGAUGAAAAACGUACAAGAAACUCUCCCAAGCCUGAUCAGGUGAGGACAAAACCGACAACUAACAAGGCUGUAACAAGUAAGAAAACUCCACCAAGCAAAGAGAUCAAACACAUGACGAAAACAACACAGAAACCAGCAGCACCUAUCUCAAUAGCCCCACCAAGAGUGUACAAGCCAGCUUCAAAAUUCACUUCACUGUCUACAUCACAGUCUUCGGCAAAGAAGGAACAUCUCUCGUCCGUAUUUAGAAACAAACAAACAGCUCCAAAGUCAUUGCAUAUGUCUGUGAGUCUUGGUCCAUCUGCCUCUGAUCCCACUGCUCUAACAAGUACUAGAAAGUCAUUGAUUAUGGAGCGGAUGGGAGAUAAAGACAUUGUGAAACGUGCUUUUAAAACGUUUCAAAAGAGUUACGACUUCAAAUCUUCGGUCUCCGAGCCAAAGCACCAGAAUGCAGCAAAGCCAACUAGUAGUCCAUCAUUAGCUAAUGGCAGGCCUGCAAAAGCAAGUGGCAUGGAGAAGAGAAGUAGUACUAACACUCAUGGACUGAAAAGCAAUGUGAGAGCUGAGAAACAACAAAAGGAGAUUUCCAAAUCUGGAGCAAGACCUGCAGAGAAGACACGCUUGCAGAAGAACUCUAGAGCUAGAGUGCUUGAUGCCAAAACUCGGAGGGAGUCUCUUAAUCCGAAGGCAUUACACAUGCAGGGUUCUCAUCCACGUCCAUUACAAAAAAGCUAUUCAGAAAAGUUGAUGUCAUAGUUACAUCGUUUCGGUUUUAGCAUGAUCUUUGCCACCAAUGUUGUUCCAUUAGUCUUGAGGGGAAGAGCCAAUGAUCUUUUUUCUUAUAUAGAGAAUUAUGUAGUUGCUAAUAUAAUAAACCUAACGUUAAUAUCCCUGAGAGGAUGAUGAAUAGUUAUAAUUUACACUGAUGUGUAUGUGUAUAGACUACGAGGGAUAUAACAUGAGCCAAAGCGAAACAAACCUAACCAAUCUCUUGUU
This is a messenger RNA of Eruca vesicaria subsp. sativa (arugula), 1704 nucleotides long. The record is from the annotation of a GenBank genome assembly. NCBI's taxonomy places the organism in Eukaryota, Viridiplantae, Streptophyta, Magnoliopsida, Brassicales, Brassicaceae.